Messenger RNA from Pogona vitticeps (central bearded dragon), 2344 nucleotides. RefSeq names its product transmembrane protein 121-like. NCBI's taxonomy places the organism in Eukaryota, Metazoa, Chordata, Lepidosauria, Squamata, Agamidae. The record is from RefSeq and is a predicted model, not a curated record.
UCCCCUGCUAUGGGAUCUGCUCUCUGGUCCUGCAAGCCUAAUUAAAACAGGCAAUGAUCAUCUAGCCUUCUGAGUAGAAUUAAAAUGGGUGACUGCAGUAAAUUGGAUUUCUUUUCUUUCCCCAGCGUAGGAACCAUGGAGCUGCUGCCGCCCAACAUCCCACACACCUGCGUGGCUGCUGUGGUCAUCGUCUGCACCAUGGGAGCGAUGGACGUCUACCUGGUGGAGCAGAACGCCGGAGCCCACCGGCUGGGCGUGGGCGCCCUGGCGCUCGCCGGAGACCUCUUCUUCCUGCUGGUGCUGCGCUACGCCACGACCUGGGUGGGCGGCGAGGCCCGGCUGGCCCAGAGGGGUUACGCCAUGGUGCUGUGGUUCCUGUUCGCCUUCGCUCUGGAGAUCAAGCUCUACUUCAUCUACCAGCAUUACGCCACCGAAGGGCGGGCCCCGGACCCUCUGGCCCGGCGCACCCUGACCCUCCUGCUCUCCGUCUGCGUCCCGGCCCUCUACAUGGUGCUAGGAGCCACCGAGCUGGUGGCCCAGGCGGCGGCCAGCUUCCGCAAGAAGGACGAACUGCGGGGCCGCCUCUUCUGGGUGGUUCUGGACCUGCUCGACGUGCUGGAAAUCCAAGCCAGCCUGUGGGAGCCGCAGCGGCGGGUCCUCCCCCUGUGGGCCGAGGGCCUGACGUUCUUCUACUGCUACGGCCUCCUGCUGGUCCUGCCUUGCGUGUCGCUGAACGAGCUGGGGGUGCGGGGCCCGCGCCCCGGCAGCCUCUACCCGCUGCUGAGCCUCGCCAGCGUCAACAUGGCCACCCUCUUCAUCCGCGGAGGGCUUCUGCUUCUCUGCCACGACCAGCGCAUCUCUUCCAUCUUCAUGGGCAAGAACGUCCUGGCCAUCGCGCUCAAGUGUUGCGCCGCCCUUCAGCACCACCACAGCGCCCACGCCAGGGAGGAAGCCAGCCAAGGGUGCCCUCUGGGGGCCCAGUCCCUGACACCGAGCCCAGCGGUGGGGCAGCCGCUCCGGAGACACACGGGAACCGUGGGAGAAGCCUGCCCCAUCCACGCUGCUUCUCCGGAACCACUUCUGAGAUGUCUUCAGACCACGACGGGCCCGUUCUGCAGACAUUUCACAGGAAUGCCAUCUGGGGGUCCUGCCCCAGCCGCCACCGCCGCCGUCCCCCACAGACACCCCCUGUGCACAGACAGACAGGCCCACCGCCAUGCCCAGUUCCACAAUCACCCCCACGUCGCCCAAGGCUUUCACCACUACGGCCACGCCACCCAACCCUCGCCGACCGCCUUGCCAGGGUCCCGCCCCUCCGCUUCCGGGAGGCUCCCCGCGGGCCGUCACAUCCAGCUGAAAUCUGUCCUGGCCCGCGAGGCACCUUGAUGACACCUGGACAAAAGCCCCACCUGCCCUGCCUCUGUGCUCAGAGAGUGGAAAUGGCAGCAGGCACAUCGUGAGGCGUGAGAGCAGAAGUCAGUCACCCCUGAGGUUAGCGUGGGCACCGUCGCCCGGAUGAGUCUCAGCAAGCCAACAGAUGUUCUGCCCCACAGCACGGAGGGGAACUGGUUGGCCCCAGGCCCCACCGCUUCAUCUCUGCCCGAGAGCAACGCAGCCCCAUUGCUAACUGAUCCCAGAGGGGCCCUGGCUAGCAUAUUGUCUCCAGUCUGUUCCCAUUCAUCUGUUCUCCAUUCUGCUCUUCCCGAUUCUCGGUAUAUUCAGGAGGUUUAUCUGCACCCCAUGGGUUCAGAAACGGCAGCACUUUUUAGGCUAUGGGGUCCCGGGGGUACAUACGGUGACGCCCACCUCCGAGCAACUCCUCUUGCAAGGCAAACACAACAGUUGUGCAAACACAAGGGUUUGGGCGGCAUUUUGAAUAGGUCGCUUGAAUCCCACCAAGGGCCAGAUAUUCGGAUCCUAUGAGGCUCGUCCUCGGACCGAGCUUUCCAGAGCUUGAAAGAGGUAAGCGAAGGAAGAGAAAAGGCCAAAAAUCAUCCCAAUUAGAUGCUGAUUCUAUCCCAGUUCCUACAAUCUCUGUUUCUCCCUUUCCUCCAGCCCCACGCCAGGGCGGUUCUUCCCAGUCGGAUUAAAAGCUCUUGAUAACUCACCUUCUGUGACAUGUUAGAGGUACAAAACAUUUUUUUCGUUUGGCAAGACGUGCUCCUUCAUACAGCGGAGGACGCCCAGAAGAUGCAAGAGCUGUGUGCCUAGAAGGUGUAAAUUGCUUUCUGUUCUUUUCCAACUUCUUCUUAGUUCCCCUCUGUUUGGCCGGCCAGGCACUCCUUCUCACACUACUGUAAUACGCCCAGUUCUGGACACUGCUCUUUCAGAAGGAAGCCGACAA